AUGUCAGAGUCUGUCACAGACCAAGAUUCAGAUAUUGAAAUUAUUGAUGUUGACAAAAAUGAAGUUGGUACACAUGAGAGUGCUGUCAUUGCCAUGGAGUCGCCCGCCGUCAAUAAAAAAUCCAACAAGGCAAGACAAAUAAAUUCUUCUAUGACUUCAUUAAAGACCAGGAAACCUGUUGGGGAGGAUUUAGAGAAGAAGAAGCUUGAAAUGGAACUGUUUGGUUGUGCUACCACUCAGUCACAAGUUAACUCCGCUGCCAACUCUACUCACAGUGUUGAUAUUUAUUCUGAGACAAGGGGUAGAAGAGGUAUCCCCGACAGCAACUCCACUCCCGAGGAAGAAGAGGUAGCCAUAAUCUUUGAUCUUGGG
Molecule: messenger RNA, 372 nt
Organism: Lymnaea stagnalis (great pond snail)
Lineage: Eukaryota; Metazoa; Mollusca; Gastropoda; Lymnaeidae
Source: the annotation of a GenBank genome assembly